This is a messenger RNA of Brugia pahangi, 393 nucleotides long. The record is from the annotation of a GenBank genome assembly. NCBI's taxonomy places the organism in Eukaryota, Metazoa, Nematoda, Chromadorea, Rhabditida, Onchocercidae.
AUGAGAUUACGUAAUAAAUUUGUCACAAUAGAACUAAAAAAUGGUACGGUGGUGAUGGGUUAUGUUAGCAGUGUUGAUCUAGCAAUGAAUUUCCAUUUAAACCGUGUUUCAAUGACGUUAAAAAGUGAGAAACCUGCUUCUGUGGAUGCAGUUUCAAUUAGAGGAAAUAACAUACGAUACAUAAUUUUUCCAAACGAUUUGAAUUUGGAUGCACUGAUGAUUGAUAUUCCACAACGAACAAAAAGAACACGUAAAACCUCGGGCCAAGCACAUAGUCAGGGUGUCGCAGUUCGCGGUGGACGCGAUCGAAAUUCGGGAAGAGGUGGACCAUGUGGUCGACAUUCUGCGAGAGGUGGUGGGCGUGGUGGCGCUAAAUCAUGGAAUAAGCGAUAA